UUCUUAUCGAACUGUAGCUGUUUUGUGUGCUUGUUUGUUUUCGUAGUGCUGAAGACCGAAGCCAGGGCCUUGCACACUAACCAAGGGCUCUGUCACUGGGCUACGUCUCCAGUCCUUUUUAUUUUUUAGUUUGAGUCAGUGUCUUCCUAAGUCGCCCAGGUUGGCUUUGAACUUGUAACCCUCUAGCCUGAGAAUCCCAAGUAGCUGGGAUUAUGGGUGUGUACCACCGCACCCAACUACCUACAGAUUUCUAAAUUCUUUUUUUAUUUUGCAGAGUCUAGCGGACUGUCAUCUUAUCAAAUCAUUUCACCAGGGGCCAAGAGCACACUAGAGCUCUUUACUUUUGAGUACAUGCAGCAAACAGAAUCUAACAUGGAAGGACAGGCCUCAGAAAAAUGAACCCUGCUAAUUCUAGGUUACAGUGUCCAAUCUGAGAGGGACAAGUUGGCUUCUAACCCCAACCCAGCUCCCAGGCAAGCUGAGUCCAGCCGGAAACACAAGCUUGGAUGCCAUCACAUUAGAUCCGGUCUUUAGCAGCUCAGGAAACAUGAAACAGGUCAAAAGGAUCCCCUGUUUUGGAAGGGGCCGUUCAGCAAAACAUGAAUGUAGACAGCAUACAGAGAAGGCCAAAGAUCGCAUCAAUGUUACAGUUAUCUCAGAAGGUGCUCACCUAGUGGGAGCAUAAGAUAAAAGAAGAACCUACAGGUUUCAUUUCAUUUAUACACCGGCUGUGUACCAGAAAGUCACACAGAAAUGGCAUCUAUUAUGUAAAGUACUAUCAAAUACUUUUGCAGUUGACCCAAUCUUUAGGCAUGGCUGGGAGGAAGCUUAAACGCAGACUCCCCGAGCUCUUUCCCAGAGAAUCUGACCCAACCCCUCUGGGCUGGGGCCAAGGGGUCUUGUGUAGAUUAUCAAUUCCUUCGGGUGAUAUUUUUAGAAUCAGCCGAGUUUAGAAAGCAGUGAUUUAUGGGAUUCCUUCAAAGUCCUAAUACUGCAUGUAGUUAUCUUCACCUGUCUUUGUUAGUCCAGCUUUUCACGGUAUUGUCCAGCCUCUUAGUUUUACGGAGGUUACGUCUCUCUGUUUACUCGUUGACUUCACGCCGAUGAGAAACAUGCUCUGUCAUGUCUCCCAGGCGUGCUCGAUGAGUGCAUGUUGUCUGAGGGAUGCAGUUUCGGAAGUUGAGCAAGAGCAAGAGAAAAGCAAGAGGGGUGAGCUUCGUUCUGCAGAAAGUGAGGAUCUGAGACAGCUGCUGGAGGGUGCUAGGGAAGUGGGGGUCACAGCACACCCCGACUGUAGUUUGUCCAUCUUCAUCCUAACGCUCUGGGCUCUUUCAGUGCAUAGGCAUUUAUCUGCCUUUGAAACAGGAAGCAGGGAAGAUCUCAUCCGCUGUAGGGAACACACCACCAGACCCAGCUCAUUAUUCAGCUGGCAGCGCCGGAGCAGGAGACAGGACCACUCGUACUGCUGGCUCUGCCCUUCCUCGCGAUCUCAGGACCUUUCCGCCCACACCCGUCUCGUCCCGCCAGGCCUUCAUUUAAGAAAACUAAGCUACAGUUCGCAAGGGAUCGAAAAGUCGUGUAGCGCUUCAAACACGCCUCAACAGCGCAAGCAGAGAGCAGAAGAAGUCCAAUCCUGGACCUCGUUAUUACUUUGUGCAGGAUACAAAAGGCCCGGAAACCACGAGCGGAUAAGGGCCACUCUCAUGAAACGCGGAGCCAUUACCAUAAAAGCUAGGCGGCGCGGGGUGGCGCAGCCAGAUUGUUACCGCUCGGCAGUUACUCUCAGUCGGAAAUAAACUGUCCUUAUUGGUGCCAGCUAUAACUUGGUUAAAAUGAAAACCGAUCCACUUUCAUAAAGAAUUCGAGUCGCGUUGUAGCGCAAACCGAAA
This is a messenger RNA of Chinchilla lanigera (long-tailed chinchilla), 1889 nucleotides long. RefSeq lists its product as uncharacterized. Lineage: Eukaryota; Metazoa; Chordata; Mammalia; Rodentia; Chinchillidae. The transcript is spliced from 2 exons. The coding region runs from base 1104 to 1796 and encodes 230 amino acids. The record is from RefSeq and is a predicted model, not a curated record.